This is a messenger RNA of Prunus mume (Japanese apricot), 2221 nucleotides long. It is a transcript of the gene RANGAP2, whose product is annotated as RAN GTPase activating protein 2. Gene Ontology annotation, molecular function: protein binding; GTPase activator activity. The record is from RefSeq and is a predicted model, not a curated record. Lineage: Eukaryota; Viridiplantae; Streptophyta; Magnoliopsida; Rosales; Rosaceae.
CUCCUUUUUUGCUUCUUUAAAAUAAAAAGAACUGUCAAAAACUGUUCGUUAAUUCUUUACGGGAGCAAUACCCUAUCCGCAUCUGUCACAAUGUUAUUUGGCUUUCCAAACAUCAAAAGUGCCGGCCGGAAACGCACAUGAUACAUCAAUGAUUCGAGUUCCCCAAAUAUAAAUCCAAAAAACCUAAUACCCACUUUGCUCCCUUCGUUUUCAUUUUUCCCUCCACACUCAUUUCCCACUCUUUGAAAUUGAGAACACAUUAUGUUCCUUUAAUUUCAGUGCUCCAUUUGAAUCUCAGAUAAACCCAGAGUACAAUAUCUCUCAAACCCACCCAAAAGCAGGGAGAGAAAAAGAAAGGUUUUGCUGCAAUGGAUUCAACUCUGAAUUCGGAACGCCGGCCAUUUUCAAUUAAACUAUGGCCUCCAAGCCAAAAUACAAGGCAAGUGCUCGUGGACCGGAUGAUAAACAAUCUUAGCACUAAAUCCCUUUUCACUGAGAAGUAUGCCUUGCUCAGUAGGGAAGAGGCUGAGCAAAAUGCAAAACGAAUUGAGGAUGUGGCUUUUGCCACUGCAGACCAGAACUAUGAAAAGGAACCAGAUGGAGAUGGAAGUUCUGCAGUGCAGCUUUAUGCCCGGGAAUGUAGUAAGCUCCUGAUGGAAGUUCUUAAAAAAAAACCUAGAAGCAAGGAGGACAGCAAAGUGACAUCCGACACUACACCCACUCAAACUCUGUUUGAUAUAUCUAAAGGUAUCCGAGACUUUAUUGAGGCCGAGGAAGCUGAGAAACUUUUGAAGCCAUUGACGGAGCCAGGGAAUACUUACUCCAAAAUAUGUUUCAGCAAUAGAAGCUUUGGCCAAGGAGCAGCCCAUGUUGUUGAGCCCAUAUUGGUUUCCCUUAAGAAUCAGUUGAAAGAAGUUGACCUAUCAGAUUUUAUAGCAGGGAGACCAGAGGCAGAAGCUCUUGAAGUCAUGAAUAUCUUUGCAGCUGCCUUGGAAGGUAGUGCGUUGGAGUCUCUGGAUCUCUCUAACAAUGCCUUGGGUGAGAAAGGUGUUAGGGCUUUUGGGGCACUCCUCAAAUCACAAAGAUGCUUGGAGGAACUCUAUUUGAUAAAUGAUGGCAUUUCAGAAGAAGCUGCUCGAGCGGUUUGUGAGUUGAUUCCUUCCACAGAGAAGCUUAGAGUCCUCCAUUUUCAUAAUAAUAUGACGGGAGAUGAAGGGGCAAUUGCUAUUUCUGAGGUUGUGAAGCGUUCUCCCUUAUUGGAGGAUUUCCGUUGCUCCUCCACUAGGGUAGGCUCUGAGGGAGGAAUUGCCUUAUCUGAAGCACUUGAGACUUGUACCCAUCUAAAGAAGCUGGAUUUGCGGGACAACAUGUUUGGGGUAGAAGGUGGAAUUGCAUUGAGCAAAGCUCUCUCCAAGCAUGAAAGUUUGAAAGAGGUUUACCUUGGCUACCUGAACUUAGAAGAUGAGGGUGCAGUUGCAAUUGCUAAUGCUCUCAAGGAAUCAGCUCCUUCACUUGAAGUCUUUGACAUUGCUGGAAAUGAGAUAAAAGCUAAAUCUGUUCCUGCUAUUGCAGCUUGUAUAGCAACGAAGACACUUCUCACUAAGCUGAAUUUGGGUGAGAAUGAACUCAAGGAUGAAGGUACUAUUCAGAUCAGCAAAGUGUUAGAGGGUCUUCCCCAGUUGAAGGAAGUUGAUAUGAACACCAACUUAAUCAGAAGAGCUGGGGCUCGGGUGUUGGCGCAAGCUCUGGUUCAGAAGCCUGGUUUUAAGUUGCUGAACAUCAACGGAAAUUUCAUCUCUGAUGAGGGCAUAGAUGAGGUGAAGGAUGCAUUCAAGAAAUCUCCUGAUAUACUUGGGUCUUUGGAUGAGAAUGAUCCUGAAGGAGAAGAUGAUGAUGGUGAUGAUGACAAAGAAUCUGAAAAGGGUGAAGGCAAUGAGGAUGAAUUGGAAUCAAAACUGAAGAACCUUGAAGUUGGCCAAGAAGAAUAGAGUUCCUCUUAUGCUUAGUUGUCUUUUCCUUUUCUAGUUAAGGUUCCACAGAGUUAUUACCCUCUUUAACAUCAAUGACUGUAAGGCAUAUUUGGAGGUUUUAGGAUGACCAUUCUGUUGAAUCUUAUUAUGCACCAGUUGGGCACAACUGUUUUGUGGAGCAGUGUGAAGACACUGACAGGUGUUAGUAGAAUUGGGUUUAAUUGGAUCUUUUAUUGUCCUAUUUUUAGUCA